AUGCAAGACAUUCUCGUUUCCAAUGAUCUUCUUGGUCGAGGAUUGGUUGCGAACGCUGACUAUGAUUUUUGGAUAUGGCAUGCAUAUUUUGGUUUACCGGGGUCCAACAAUGAUAUUAAUGUGUUGGAAUCCUCCCAUCUUUUUGCAAAGCUUGCAGCAAGUACUGCUCCUCCUGCUAAUUAUGUCAUCAAAGGAAAAUCAUAUAAUAUGGGCUAUUAUUUAGCUGAUGGCAUAUAUCCAAAAUGGGCCACUCUUGUUCAAUCUAUUCACGAUCCACGUGGCCCUAAAAAACAACAUUUUGCAAAGAAACAAGAAACAUGUAGAAAAGACGUAGAACAUGCAUUUGGCGUAUUGCAAUCAAGGUUUGCAAUAAUAGCAGGACCUGCACGGUUAUGGAGGAAGGAAAUUUUGCAUGAUAUAAUGACUGCGUGCAUCAUUAUGCAUAAUAUGAUUAUAGAAGAUGAACGUGAUAUUAAUGCACCAAUUGAAGAACGACGUGAAGUGCAAGCCGUGGGAGUUGAGAUGAUGAACGAUGGUGGACUUGAACAGUUUCUUGCUCGACACAAAAAGAUCAAGGAUAAAGAUGCUCACUUUGAACUUCGUAAUGCAUUAAUUGAUCAUUUGUGGGACGAGUAUACUAACUCGGAGAAUUAG
Messenger RNA from Cynara cardunculus var. scolymus (artichoke), 654 nucleotides. RefSeq lists its product as uncharacterized. The transcript has 2 exons. The record is from RefSeq and is a predicted model, not a curated record. Lineage: Eukaryota; Viridiplantae; Streptophyta; Magnoliopsida; Asterales; Asteraceae. The coding region runs from base 1 to 654 and encodes 217 amino acids.